Molecule: messenger RNA, 2108 nt
Organism: Heterobasidion irregulare TC 32-1
Lineage: Eukaryota; Fungi; Basidiomycota; Agaricomycetes; Russulales; Bondarzewiaceae
Exons: 3
Coding region: 19-1065 (348 amino acids)
Source: RefSeq, a predicted model, not a curated record
CUUCGCCAUCCCAUCGAUAUGUCCGAUAUGGAUAAACAACGCAAACUCGUCCUUUAUAAGUCUCCUACCUAUCGCGUCCGUAUCUCCCCCUCUACCCUCCUCUCCCUUUCUUUCUCGUCAUUCUCGUCGUUCUCCCCUUCCACGUCAUCCGACGACAUCCUCAUAUCUAAAGCACUCAACAUGGCGACCCUCAGGUCAUAUGGAUCUCACUCCUCGCUUCCUCAGGCUACCUCCAAUCUUCCCUCUGUAGCGCAGGCAGCUUCCUCUACGCAUUCCUCUUUGGACGGGGUCUCUGUGUCUAACACGUUCGGAGUAGAUAACGAUACCCCCUCUCAACACAUUACUCGCGCGCGUAUGACGCUUAAGGAGGAUAUCGACAAGCUGAGAGACGAAUCGACACGCAGAUUGAAUACCAUCGAGACCGAUAUCGAGAGUAUCAGGCUCACUCUAGACCAGCAUGAUGAGAAAUUCACCUCCAUCGAGACGAGGCUCACUUCCGUCGAGACGAGGCUCACUUCCGUCGAGACGAGGCUCACUUCCGUCGAGACGAGGCUCACUUCCAUCGAGACGAGACUCACCUCCAUCGAACAGACGUCACAAUUGCGGUAUGACACGAUUCAAAAGCAGAUAUCAGGUUUAUCUGAUAGUCUCGAGGCCAUCUCCCUCCAUCUCAAGAUGCGCACCUCCGUGGAUAACUUGCCGUCUUCCCAGAUAACGGACAAUACCACCAACGCUGCGACCCAGCUCAUCCCACAAAUCUCGAGAUCUUCCCCUCCGUGGGAACCCAUCCAAAUUUCUCGGGACCACAUCCGCGCCCCUUCCGAUCCUCCCUCUCCUGGCCCCUCUACUCGCAGGCUUCCACAUGCUGAAAGGGUUGAUUUUCCCGUCAAUCUCUCCGAAGUCGAUGUGCAUCAGCUACUUUCCGAAGCCCGUGUCGACACAGGCCCGGAAACCAAGCAUGCAGUCAAGGGACUGCUCCAGAAUUUCAAGACCGUCAUUAGGCGCGCGAGUUCGAAGAGUCUCAAGAGCUCCAAGAGCGUCAAGAGUUUCAAGAGCACGAAUUAAUAGCAGUAGUGGGCGCAAUUACUGUUUACCGUCGUCCUGCACGAAGCCACGGACGGCACUUCCCUUCGUCUAUAAACACAUCCUCUCCGCGUCUUUCGUUUGAUCACAAUCCACACACUCCCUCGGCCUUCUCUUGAUGACGCUAGUAGUCGUUGUCGAUUCUUCGCCUCUCGUGUAUAUUUAUUGUGCUUUGACUCGUUCUGACCGUCUCGCUCGCUCUCGCAUGUCGCUUUGUACGUUACUCUGUCCUUGUUAUCGUAUGCUCUUGUAUCUAUCAUCUUGGUUACCUUAAACCGCACGUCCGGCAGCAAGCCACGCUCUGCAUGAAAGUCAGGCAUCCAUACAUACGAUGAUCCCGAUCUUCUCCACUGUUAUCCUUCAGCAACCCGUCACGCCCCCCUCCACCCUUGGCUGCUGUAUGAGCGGUAUAGGACGGGGAGCUUCUCGCACGACGUGCGACGCAGAAGAUUGGCAAGGAGGAGACGCGGCGGCUGACGCGCCCCCAUCGUCUACCCUGCACUCCUCUCCCGCGUCGCCGAGGCCUUCCGCGUGCGCGUUCUUGAGCGGCGACAUGCCUUGCCUUUGCGCACGCGCUCAGCAAGUUCAUCCUGCCCCUGCACCCCGACUCGGCGUCCAUGCAGGAGAGCGGCUUCUCACCCUCGCACGACCCCUCCUCCACCGACUCGCCGCUACCGUCGCUAGGUGAACCCGAGCGCGACGACUCAAGAUGCACCCUGCGCUCUGCUCAGACGCGCUACAUGCGCUCGAACGUGUCAACAAGGAGGGCAAGGGCAAGCUGGCGGCGGAGAGACAAGACGGGAAAGGGAGGGCUGAUUGUUACGAGGGUAUGUCCCUCCUCUCGUGUUUCUUCUUGCCCCUCCCUUAACAUUUCCGCCGCACGCACGCAUCCCCUCGAACUCAUGCACACGCGUCCUCUCUCCUCUCAACAGCCUUGAACUCUACGCACCUUGGACCGCGCCGCUUCACUGUCUCAAGGCCGACGUCCCGUCCUUCGACCUCACGCACCGCCGCCACGCACUGUC